Messenger RNA from Silurus meridionalis, 3544 nucleotides. It is a transcript of the gene glra2, whose product is annotated as glycine receptor, alpha 2. The coding region runs from base 104 to 1432 and encodes 442 amino acids. The record is from RefSeq and is a predicted model, not a curated record. Gene Ontology annotation, cellular component: synapse; neuron projection; plasma membrane. Lineage: Eukaryota; Metazoa; Chordata; Actinopteri; Siluriformes; Siluridae. The transcript has 10 exons. Gene Ontology annotation, molecular function: transmitter-gated monoatomic ion channel activity; glycine binding; chloride channel activity. Gene Ontology annotation, biological process: nervous system process; chemical synaptic transmission; regulation of membrane potential.
CGCGAAGCCCUCCAAGAUUUUUGCGGAUGUUGCUUGAAGCCGGACCCACAGAGCUCCGCGUGGGAGUGCGUGAUCGGCUCGCGAGCCCACAACACCACGCGCAAUGACGCGCGCCCUGCUCCGCGUGCUCACGGCUCUGCUCGCGUGCGCACUGGACAUGCAUCAGCUCAGGGUAACAGCAGUGAAGGAGAGUGACAGGCAUGGAUCUUCUCUGACCAUGUCACCGUCUGAUUUCCUCGACAAACUCAUGGGGAAGACGUCCGGUUACGAUGCCCGGAUCAGACCCAACUUUAAAGGUCCUCCAGUAAACGUCACCUGCAACAUUUUCAUCAACAGCUUCGGCUCGGUUACAGAGACCACCAUGGACUACAGAGUGAACAUUUUCCUGCGUCAGAAGUGGAACGACCCACGUCUCUCCUACAGCGAGUACCCAGACUCCUCGUUGGAUUUGGACCCGUCCAUGUUGGACUCCAUCUGGAAACCCGACCUGUUCUUCGCCAAUGAGAAAGGAGCCAAUUUCCACGACGUCACCACUGAGAACAAGCUCCUGAGGAUCUUCAAGGAUGGAACGGUUCUCUACAGCAUCAGGUUGACUUUAAUUCUGUCCUGUCCAAUGGAUCUGAAGAAUUUCCCCAUGGACGUUCAGACGUGCAUCAUGCAGCUGGAGAGCUUUGGCUACACGAUGAACGAUCUGAUCUUUGAGUGGUUGGAGACGGCGCCGGUGCAGGUCGCUGAGGGUCUGACGCUGCCUCAGUUCAUCAUCAGGGAGGAGAAAGACCUCGGCUACUGCACUAAACACUACAACACAGGGAAGUUCACCUGCAUCGAAGUGAAGUUCCAGUUGGAGAGGCAGAUGGGAUACUACCUGAUCCAGAUGUACAUCCCCAGUCUGCUGAUCGUCAUCCUGUCCUGGGUGUCCUUCUGGAUCAACAUGGACGCAGCGCCGGCUCGGGUCGCCCUCGGCAUCACCACCGUCCUCACCAUGACCACACAGAGCUCCGGCUCCAGAGCCUCGCUACCGAAGGUGUCGUAUGUGAAGGCUAUAGACAUCUGGAUGGCGGUGUGUUUGCUGUUUGUCUUCGCUGCAUUGUUGGAGUACGCUGGAGUGAAUUUUGUCUCCAGGCAGCAGAAGGAGUUUCUGCGACUCAAACGAAGACAGAGACGAAAUAUUAAGGAGGAGGAGCUAAGAGAGGGGCGGUUCCAUUUCUCUGGUUACGGCAUCACUACGUGCAUGAAGGACGGCAUGGCGGUGAAAAGUGACGCCGGCGUGCAGCAGACCUCGCUGGAGAACAAUAAGAGGAAGUUUGUGGACCGCGCGAAGAGGAUCGACACCAUCUCCAGAGCAGCGUUUCCUUUGGCCUUUCUCAUGUUUAACAUCUUCUACUGGAUCACGUACAAAAUAAUCCGACACGAAAACAAUGCCAAAGUGUAGCGGCUGGUGGAGACAGAGAGAGGGCGCUGUAGCAUCGCAGACUCGGGGAGAAACGGCAGCGGAGCGGCAGGUGCUGGUCGAUUUUAAUCAGGGAUAAAAAGCAUGUUCAGGAUUCAUGAAUGGUGAGAGAACACUCUGAUGGUGUUCCACAUGCAGAAGAUGCGAGGAGCAGGAGGAAAAGUCCAGCGAACGGUGAGGAAAGUCAGCUUUAAUUACAAGGUCUUCACAUCUAUAUUUGGUGAACAGAAUGGGAAAUACAGCCAUUUCCUCCAGUUUUAGAAGAUCAGAAGCAAAUGAACACAUGAUCAGUAAAAAUUCACAUGAUCCAAAUGAAUAAUGAGGGCUAGCGCUUUAGCUUUAUUACAACUCACUAUGUCUCCAAUACAACUCACUUUCUCUCAGCAGGACUGUAAUGACUCUGGUCUCCUGUGUAUAUCACUAGUGGAGGACGUGUGACCAUUUCAUCUGUCCAUCCUAGUGAAGGAGGUGUGACCAUUUCAUCUGUCCAUCCUAGUGGAGGAGGUGUGGCUAUUUCAUCUGUCCAUCCUAGUGAAGGAGGUGUGACCAUUUCAUCUGUCCAUCCUAGUGGAGGAGGUGUGACCAUUUCAUCUGUCCAUCCUAGUGGAGGAGGUGUGGCUAUUUCAUCUGUCCAUCCUAGUGGAGGAGGUGUGACCAUUUCAUCUGUCCAUCCUAGUGGAGGUGUGACCAUUUCAUCUGUCCAUCCUAGUGGAGAAGGUGUGACCAUUUCAUCUGUCCAUCCUAGUGGAGGAGGUGUGGCUAUAUCAUGUCCAUCCUAGUGGAGGAGGUGUGGCUAUAUCAUGUCCAUCCUAGUGGAGGAGGUGUGGCUAUAUCAUGUCCAUCCUAGUGGAGGAGGUGUGACCAUUUCAUCUGUCCAUCCUAGUGGAGGAGGUGUGACCAUUUCAUCUGUCCAUCCUAGUGGAGGAGGUGUGACCAUUUCAUCUGUCCAUCCUAGUGGAGAAGGUGUGACCAUUUCAUCUGUCCAUCCUAGUGGAGGAGGUGUGGCUAUAUCAUGUCCAUCCUAGUGGAGGAGGUGUGGCUAUAUCAUGUCCAUCCUAGUGGAGGUGUAACCAUUUCAUCUGUCCAUCCUAGUGGAGGAGGUGUGACCAUUUCAUCUGUCCAUCCUAGUGGAGGAGGUGUGACCAUUUCAUCUGUCCAUCCUAGUGGAGGUGUGACCAUUUCAUCUGUCCAUCCUAGUGAAGGAGGUGUGACCACUGUGUAUGAGUUACAGUAGAGAAGGUGUGGUCAAUGUAUGUCCGUUUCAUAGAAGGUGAAACUAUGUUUGGUUCCUGUGAAGGAGGUGUGGCCUUUUCAUCUGUCCAUCACAGUAACAGUAUGGCAUUAGAAGGUAUGGGAUUUAUUUUCCAUGCAGUGCAGUGGGGUAAUGUUAUUGUUGCAGGUGUGUGUGUGUGUGUGUGUGUGUGUGUGUACAUCUCAGAUUCAGAUUGACCUUACCAGAGCUUUACAGGUGAUUCUGUGAAGCUUCAUCAACAACAAGGUUCAGGACAAUGAGGGUUUUUAAAUCAGUGAUUUCACUCCUGAAUUAAUUUUCAUCUGAUUUAUUCUGGAUUAUAAAAGUUACAUUAUGAUUUAACACCUUUUAUUUUUUGUUCCUCGACUAGAGAUCCAAAGACACAUCACUGUCCCAUGACUUUUCUCUCAUUAACGGAUGAAUCUGUUCACCUCAUAUAGACGUGAAAACGUUUGAAAUUUAGAGACAAAUCAAAUCUGUCCAGUUUGUAGUGGGCAUCCAGGUUCCAGGUUCCAGACCAGAUCUGAAGUCAACACACUGCCAGAGUAUUUGUAUGAACUUCACUAUAUUCAGUCUUCUGUUUUUAUGAAAUGUAAUAUAAAGAGAUGAUUAUCCAGUUUUUCUAAAGUUGUCUUUGAGCUAAAGUUUGUAGAGAAUUUAGUCCCAGUUCCUCUUCGCUCACCAGGUCCUGCAGGGGUGGAGUUUAAACCGUUAGGCCUUAGACAUCAUCUUCAUUUCUCUCCUCACGCUCACUUUCUGAGCAUUUCUUCGACUGUUUGUGGUGACAGAUAUGAGUCGUGUUUGUACUCUGAACAACAUUCUGAAUAAAGUAGUAAGUGAGA